This is a messenger RNA of Adineta ricciae, 1236 nucleotides long. Lineage: Eukaryota; Metazoa; Rotifera; Eurotatoria; Adinetida; Adinetidae. The record is from the annotation of a GenBank genome assembly.
AUGAUUAGAAUCCAUCGACAUCGUAUACAUAAUCGAACAAAGAAAUGGAAACAGGAUCCCACGAAUGUUAUACACAUUUCAUCAAAGUCUGGCACAUCUGUUAGUCGAGUUCACAAUUCAAGUGACACGAAAAACGUGUGUUAUCAACCAUCAUCAAACCGUCAGCGUGCUACAGGAUUGGAAUCUGCUCUUUGGACCAAAUCAAAUGGAUCAAUGAAAUCGCAAAAAGAAAUAUCGCUCAUUCCAAAUAUAAUGAUGCCGACUAAUGAUAAUUCCGAUGAAAAAUCGAUGCCUCCCAAAACAUAUAGUAUUGUCAGUUCUCUCCCAUUCAAAUCAAGCACACCGAUCUUCACAAUGAAAACGACAGAUGUUUAUAGACGAUUUGAACGUGAUUAUAAAACCAGAGGAAAAAAACGGCAUCAUAUUGAUCGUACAUGUGGGCGUGGAUAUUCUCUUUGUUGUUAUUGGAUAGCCUGCCUAGCAUUUUUAUUAUUGCUUGCCGGUCUUGCAGCCUUACUCGUUCAUUUUUUGACACAGCGAAAAGCUACAACAACUACAACGACGACCACGACAACAACAACAACAACUUCAACAUCAGCAUCCACUUCUAGUACAUCGACUUCAACGUCAUCGACCAGCAGUACAACCACCACAACAACAACUUCGACUACCACUACUUCAGCAGAUCCAUGUGCACCAGUGAGUAUUGGUUCGACGUCUACAAUAUACACGACUACGUCUGGCAAUACAACAGCAUUUCAAUGUCAAGUUUAUGCAUGGACAGCUCCUGCAUCUGGCACCGUAACUCUUCCCAUGUGCGACUUUGAAAGUCAUAUGCGCCUGAACGCGUUUAUCCUGCGUCUGGUGUUUACAUGGGUUGCAUUUCAGUUUCGUCAUGAUCCUGACCAAUGGUAUUUGGAUGAUGUUUCCGUAUCUGAUGGAACAAAUGAAAAAUUACUCAAUGGAGAUUUUGAGACAGGUUCAUUAUCGCCUUAUUGGAUAAAAUCAACACCGAGUGGCUCGUGCACAUGUUGUCCAUCUGCUACUGUUAGCGGUAUAAGUGGAGGUGUCGCACCUAAAAGUGGCACCAAAUACGUAAUCGAUGGUAGUAAUAGCUGUAUUACUCAGAUUAGUCAGUCUUUCACGGUUGUUCUCAAUCAAAUUUAUACUAUUAGUUUUUGGCUACGAGAAGGAGGAGGAUCUGGACAAAAACUAUUUAAUGCUACUAUUUCAUGA